UUUUUAAACCGUUAACAACGCCACAGGUGGAAGGUACUAAGCAAAACAAAGUGAAAAAAAAAACAAAAAUACACAAACAAACCACUAUAAAAAAAACAAAAGAACGUUAAAAAUAUAACAAUAUAAACAUUACUUAAAUAGUGAAAAUAACAUAAACAAAGCUAAAAUAAAUAGACAGAAACACAGCAGAAGAAAAAAACUGCAAGGUCUGCAUUAAAAUUUAAUAAACUGCAAUUGAAAAAGUUGAAAAGAGAGACAGAAAAUUCUAGAACGAAAAACUCCAUUUUAGAGAGUACAAAGAAGAAAAACAACAACAACAAAAAAAGGGUGGUUUGAAAAAUUAAAGAAAAGUGAAGAAAAAAAGUGCCUUUUUUAAAUUAAAGAAAGAAAAAAGGUUCCUAAUUAAACAAUUAUUAAAACAAAUUGUGUUUAUUUAAACAAGUGUUAAACUAAAUAUUUAAACAACAUGGCUUUUAUGAUGCCGGUAAUGAAAAACAAUUACGAUAUCUAUAAAGAUAAAGGACGCUCACGCAAAACUUCGGAAUCCUCUAAUGGCACUGGCACUACCGCCAAUGCUGCUCCUAAUAUGGCCUCGGCCAUGGGCAUUAACCCCUCUAGGGGUAGGCAAAGAAUGAAGUCGGAAAGUUUUGCCAGUUCACCCAGUCAUACGUAUCGCAUGCAAAUGCAACGUUGUCAAUCACAAAAAACUUUUCCAAGAAAUGCUUCCCGCACCUCGCAGUAUUCUUCAACCUCAGGGGCAUUGUCACCCACCAGAUCAUUUUGCCAAGCCUCCAGCAGUCCUCCCAAGAAUAACAAUACUACUACAAACUCUGGUAACAAUCAAACUGGUUCCCAAAAUGACAUUAGCAAGUUCCAUUUACGUUUGGUGGAUAAAUUGCGUAAAUCCUUUCGCAAGGAUUCGGCCAAACGUUCAUGAAAGUCAAACUUAACAGAUAAUGAGAAUGACUCUCAACCCCAAAUAACAACUAGAAAGGAAGAAGCAACCACAGCAGCAGCAGCAGAAAAUAUAACAUUUGUUAGGAGUUCAGAGCCAAGCGAAGAACCCACCACUUUAUUAGGUAGUAGCAGUAGUAGUAAUACACUUAAGACUGAAGCAUUAGAAGCAACAGAGGUUCAACGCUUCGACGACUUAGUCGUCAAUAAAGAGCAAGAGUUUAAAGGUCUCUAUCUGGAAAUACCUAAAACAACUUCUGCCACAACUGAUCAGGAUUCCUGUUAUAUUUCUCAAAACUCUCCAACAACAUCACCAAAUGAAGCAGCUGAGCAUAAGCACACUUCGUUGGCUACACAACUGGGACGCCGUUUAACCGCCCCCUUAAUCAAAGCUAAUAUCAAAAGAUGCCACAAGAAAUUGGCCAAUUUACAAUUACACCAUUAUCAUCAUACCACACAUCAACAAAAAUCCCAAAACCUUUUAAAAACAGAUGACAAUUCCCGAAAAUUGAAACUUUUAAGUUCUAACUCUACCAUGGAAUUGUUUAAUCAAGACUGUGAAAAUCUAAGUAAACUGGAACACAAACCUUUAAUGAAAAAUAUGCAAAAAACCGGCGAAUCAACAACAUAUGUGGAUAAGUGCAAAAAGUCUCCGGAAAAAUGUGCAGCGGGUCUAAGGCAGGCUCGCCGACGUAAACGUUUAUCGUUUAUGCGCCGUUCAACGAAAAGUGCUCCUGGUUAAGAGAGCAGUAGUACAUAGUUAUAAAGGUAAUACAUGCAAAAGUAGUAAAAGUUGGCAGUAGAGUUUUGUUGAAAAGUAGUUUGUUGUAAUUGUAAGUUUUACAAGGUAGUUAUAAACAAAUUUUAAGCAAAUUUGCUGAACGAAACUAAAGGCUCUUUUGGAAAAUGUAAAAAAAAUGUUCAAGAAAAUAUUUUUGUAAAAAUGAUAUUUUUUAAGCAACAUGACAAAUUUUGCUAAAGAAUUUUUGCUUUGGACCGAAUUGUUGUUUGGUUUACAGGGGUUUCCCCAGAAUAUUACAAAAUACUUUAAUUUUCUAAAGAAAUUAUAAAAAAUUGGUUUAAAUCAAGAUUUUUUAGAGCGAAAAUCUAAUUUUAUUUAAAAAAAAAAAUUCAAAAUUUCUUUUAUAAAACAAAUUUUUAAAGAAAAAUGAUUUUAAAAAGUUGGCAAGAGUUUCUCUUUAAAUUAAGGCAAAUUUUUUGUAAAAAAAUGUUAAAAAAUUGAUUCAAAAAUUAAAAAUUUCAUCAAAUUUAUGAAUUUUUAAAGACUAACUCUUAAACAGAGAUAAUUAGCAAGUGAUUCUAAUUGAAUCAUGACAAAAUUUAAGAAUUUAUUUGUAAAAGAAACUUAAAAAGGAAAGUUUAAUUGAAAUAUAUGAAAAUUUAACAAAACAUUGUUUAAAAAUAGUGAAAAUUUGGUCUUGAUUAAAUUUUUAAAAGAAAAUUUACAAAAAUAUUUAAAUUUUCUUUAGAAUUUUGGUAAAAUCUCAAAGAUUAAAGAUGCUAUAGGGUGCUAAGAUGAAAAAUUCUGAUUAUAACUGCAAUAAUAUGGCCCAAUUAGACAUUUAAACAGCAAAAAAUUAACUUUUUGACAAAGUUUUUUAAAAUAAAUUUAAUAAAAUUAAAGUUUUGUGAAACUAAUGGCUUAAUUAUUAGUGAUUUGUUGAAACUUAAGCCGAAAUUUAUUCAAAAUAAUGUAAAAAUUUGUUCAUGAUUGAAUCUUUUAAAGAAAUUUUCCCAAAAAAUUAAUAUUUCUUACAAAUAUUUGAGAAAACUCAAGAAUUAAAGAUAACUUAGGAUGAUUAGUUGUAAAAUUUUGAUUAUUACAUCAAAAAUUUUUCAUUAUUGAUGUUUUAUACUAAAUUUAAAACGAAAAAUUAAAUUUCCUUAAUAAUAUUUGAGAAAUCUCAAGAAUUAAACAUAAUUUAAAGUGAUUAUUUGUAAAAUUUUGAUUAUAACAGCAAUAAUGUUGCCCUAUAAACAGCAGUUUUGCAUUAUAGGCAUUUAAUGUGCAAAAUAAUGCACUUGCUAAGCUGUUUGUCAAGAAAAUCCUAUAUUAAAGGCAUAUCUAAACAGGAGGCUGCAAAAAAAUCCUCUCUGGGAGAAUUUCUCUCCCCAAUCAUCAAAUUCUGUUGUUAUUUAAUGCGAAUAAGGAUGAAAGAGACACAGUAAAAAUGCAAGGAUGCUGCCAUAUCGAGUUUAAAUGCUAAAAAAAUGCACUUUGUCCGGCAACUGCACUUUUUCUAGAUUGAGUGUUUUGUGCAAAUGUGUGCAUUUGCAAAUUGCAUUUGUAGGAUUUUCUAAAAGACAGAAAAACACAAGUUAAUUCAGAAAAUCGUAGUGAUUUCAUACUACUGAACGACUCUAUUGAAGAGGAAAACAAGAAAGACCAUUCAGGGAAUUUAAAUAAUGCUUCCCAAAUCUAAACAAUUUUAAAAAUUUCAUAAAAAAGUAAAAAAAAAAGAUUUAAAACUCUAGUUUUGUUAAAUUUAACAGAAUUUAACAAUUUUUUGGUUAAACAAAGUUUAACUAUUGAAAAACAAAACUUUUGAAGUUUAUAUUUCGGGGGUUUAUAUUUAUUUUGGACGUUAACUAAAACGGAGUUUAACAGAAGACAGUUCCUAAAGACAAAAGGGUUUAAACCGGUUUAACUAAAACGGAGUUUAACUGACUAACAUUAAACAGUUAGUUGCUAAACUAAAAGGUCUGGCCAACUGCAGUUGUUUUGUUCUGCCAGAUUGAGUUUUCUGAUCAACCUCAUUAAAAAUUUUAAAAUUCUCAACAAUUUUCUAACAUAAUCAAGGUCAUUUAAGUUUUUUUUUUUAUUUAAUUUAAAAUGCUGUUAUGGCCAUUUAUUUGCCAUAAUUUAUUGUCGCAACGAAAGUUUUUAAAACACAUUCUCUAUGGCAUAUACAGGAUGCCAAUAACACCUUCUUUUCCUGCUCCUCCUAACAACCUAUUAUUAUAAUGAAUGUAAAAUUGAAAAAGAAAACAUACAUACAUUUUACACAAGACCCUGGUAUACUUAAUAAUAAUGAUAAAACAGAAAUAUAUUUUGGCUAAAAGCCAACUAUUGUGCAAAAUGUUUUCAGUGCUCUCUCUUAACAAAAACAAAAAAUUGCAUUACAGGAAUUCACCAAAAAAAAAAGCUUCACUAAAUCUAAAAAAAAAACAAACAAAAAUUAAAUGAAAUGAAAUAUUUAUAAAAAGAAAUUGUACAGGCCGUACAACCACAACUAAAUAUUAAGAAACUGAACAUUAUUUACACAAGAAAGCUAAAUUAUAGAUAAAUACAUAUAGAACGGAAACUCUCUUGAUAAAGACCUAACUCAGUUGUCAAAAACCUAAGUGUUGAGAAAAUAUUAGUAAAAAAAAGUAUGUGAAAACUAAAACAUCAAUAUUUUGAGAAAUAUUUUUGUUUGAGUUUUUAUUUUAGUUUCUGAUCUAUGUGUAUUUUUCUAUAAGCAAAACUGUUAUAAAAAAAAAUAUUUUUAUUUUGUUUUUUAAAAAGAAAUAAAGUAAAAUAAGAUAUAUUUGUAUAUUUUUGCGGUUUCUUAUUAAGUUUAAGUUUAAUUUUAGUUAUAAAAACUUGUAUAUUUGUUAAAUUUUAUAUUUACCAAACAAGACUAAGGACCAAGACCAUAAAAAUUUAAACAAAUAAGAAAGAAAGGUUCGUAAAUGCAGUAAUUAAUAGUAGAUCACUAAAAUUUAGUGAUCGCAUCACCAAACUUUAGUGAUCUACAACAACAUGCUGAUCUUGUUAUGAUUAAAUUAAACAUUUUAAUCAUUUACGAACACUAUUACUUAAGCUCUCAUUUUGUUAAACAGUUAUUAAACAUACUAGAAAAAUAUUGAAGAUAUUUUAUUAAAUAUUUUGUUUAAAUCUUAACACAAGCUUCCAAAAUAUUAUAAAUUAAAGGAUUUUAAGGAGAAAUUUGAUUUGACUAUUCCAAUUAUAUAUGAAUUACAUGGUCCUUCGAAUCAAAUUUCUCCAUAAGAACCUUAGAAUUAUCAAAAAAACGAAGAACAUAUUGACUUAUAACACAACAAAUAGCUAACGAAAUAUAACAAGGGAAUUAAUUUUUAGAAAUAUAAAAAAAACCAAAAUUACAGUAGUACUUAAAUUUUAACGAAAAAAUCUUCCUUAAUUUUUUUUUUUUUUAAACAAACUUUUAAGUAAAAACUGCCACAGAAAAGAAUUUUUGAAACCUAUAAAAAUAAAUAAAUCCCUAUAAAAAAAUAACGCUUCUAAAAUCAAACAAAAUUUAGUUUUAAAAUAAAAUAUUUUUAUUAAAAAAAAAAACAACAAUAAAAUAUAUAUUUACUUAAAUCUAUAUUAUAAAAAUAAAAACAAUUUUUAUAUUUUUUAAAAACCUAAGAAAUUUUUGUAUAAAUCUUAAAAAAAAAUUUGAAAAUUCUUAAAAUUUUCAUAAAAAAAUUUUCUGUCAUUAAAUAUCAAUUUCAAAACUUUUGAUAUUUUUUGUUUAAAUAACGCUUUAAUCUAUAUAUUUAUCUCUUAUUAUAACUUAUCUGCUUAAUAUUUUUUUGUAUAAGUAACCAAGUACCAAGUAAUUGUAAAUUUACCUUUAUCUUUUUUUUAAGUUUAAGUUUGUGUUUUAAAAAAUAUAUCAUUAUAAAUAAAAAAAUACAACAUAUAUAUAUUUAUAUACAUACAUAUAAACAAAAAAAAACAAA
Molecule: messenger RNA, 5667 nt
Organism: Calliphora vicina (urban bluebottle blowfly)
Lineage: Eukaryota; Metazoa; Arthropoda; Insecta; Diptera; Calliphoridae
Exons: 1
Coding region: 467-937 (156 amino acids)
Source: RefSeq, a predicted model, not a curated record